Leptinotarsa decemlineata (Colorado potato beetle) is the source of this 1259-nucleotide messenger RNA. RefSeq names its product probable multidrug resistance-associated protein lethal(2)03659. Gene Ontology annotation, molecular function: ABC-type transporter activity; ATP binding; ATP hydrolysis activity. The record is from RefSeq and is a predicted model, not a curated record. Gene Ontology annotation, cellular component: membrane. Lineage: Eukaryota; Metazoa; Arthropoda; Insecta; Coleoptera; Chrysomelidae. Gene Ontology annotation, biological process: transmembrane transport.
CUUUUUAACUCUUUUAGGAAUGAAGUCAACAAAAUGCUUCUGGGUUUUUAUCUGAGAGCCAUUUUACUUUUGAUUGGUGUACUUUCCAGUAACUUUGGACUGUAUAUUCUAAUAACUGCCCACAUUUGGAUGGGGUUUCCAACAGACACUACGAUGGUGUUUUACUUGUUGACCAACUUCAAAACUUUGAGGAAAAUUCUUGGAAAUGACAUACCUUGGAAUAUAGGUCGGUUUGCAGAAUUGGUUUCUGCAGCAACCAGAAUAAAUAAAAUAAUCAGAGCUGAAGAAUUCCAUCCAUGUACUUUCAAAGAUGCCGCGGAAUGCAAUCCAUUCUUGGAAUUAUUGGAGGUGACAGUUGAAAUGGGGAAUGAAAUAAUACUGAGUGAUGUGUCUCUUAAAUUGGAUUCUGGAUUGACAGUAGUGACUGGACCGGUCGGGUCUGGAAAGAGUUCACUUUUGAAGGUGAUAUUACAGGAUUACCCUUUGACAGGAGGAAAAAUAAACUUGAAUGGUUGCAUUUCGUAUGCAUCGCAAGAACCGUGGCUCUUUCCUUCAACCAUAAGACAAAAUAUUAUAUUUGGAGAAACAUUUGACGCAAAAAAGUAUAACGAAGUUAUACGAGUAUGUGCCCUUCAAGUAGACUUCAACCUAUUAGAAAAAUCAGAUGACACUAUUGUCAUUGACGGAGGGUUGAAUUUGAGUAAAGGGCAACGAACAAGGAUAAAUCUGGCAAGAGCUGUUUACAAAAACAGCGAUAUAUACCUACUAGACGAUUCAUUGACUGAUUUAGAUGGUCGUGUUCAAGACUAUAUAUUCAAAGAAUGUAUCAGAACAUAUUUGAAAGGUAAAAUUUGUGUCCUUGUUAGUCAAGCACCCAAUCAUAUAAACGAAGCGGACACUGUUAUAAUGGUAAAUGAAGGCAGAAUAAAAUAUUCCGGAAAGCCUACCAGAAUAAUAUUACAAGAGGUUGAGAAGAUCGUUUUCGAAAAGGAAAUUGGCGAAGAAGUAGUUGCUGACUAUGAUGAAUCUGAAGAAAAUGAAAGGCUUAUAGAUAAAGAAGAAACAAAGAACAAUAGAAUGUACAAGGAGGUAAAAGAAGAAGGAAAGGUCAAUAUCCGUGUUUAUCAUAAAUAUUUGAUAUUUGGCGGUGGAUUCAUCGUACUAAUUAUCAACUUAGCUUUGGGAGGUCUAGCUCAGACUUCGGAAAGUUAUUCUGAUAAACUACUAACCCGAUGGUGAGUUAUGUCAAAAAUAUUGAG